Molecule: messenger RNA, 1803 nt
Organism: Morus notabilis
Lineage: Eukaryota; Viridiplantae; Streptophyta; Magnoliopsida; Rosales; Moraceae
Product: probable polyamine transporter At3g13620
Exons: 2
Coding region: 76-1542 (488 amino acids)
Biological process (GO): transmembrane transport
Cellular component (GO): membrane
Molecular function (GO): transmembrane transporter activity
Source: RefSeq, a predicted model, not a curated record
CCAAAUAUCAAGUUAGAACUCAAUCCAAUAUCAAAGAAUCUUGGAAUCCAAAACUGCACGUUCAAGAAACACAAGAUGCAAGAGCCUCUAGAUUCAUAUCCAAUCUCGCAAGACCUUCUUGAGAAACAAAAGCAAUACCAAGAAGAUCAAGAGCCACAACCUAAAACCCUAACCAAAGCUAAGAACAAGAGAGUAGCUCUACUCCCUCUAAUCUUUCUCAUCUAUUUCCAUGUCUCCGGCGGUCCCUACGGCCAAGAGUCAGUCGUGGGGGCGGCUGGGCCCUUCUUUGCUAUCCUUGGCUUCAUCGCGUUCCCCCUUCUUUGGAGUGCCCCGGAAGCUCUCAUCACCGCCGAGCUCUCCACCGCCUUCCCCAACAACGGUGGCUUCGUCAUAUGGGCCCAUGCGGCCUUCGGCCCCUUCUGGGGUCACCUCAUUGGGUCAUGGAAGUUCUUCAGUGGUGUCAUAAACCUAGCCACUUUUCCUGGCCUCUGCAUAGGCUAUGUUGAGUCCAUCGGGCCGGGUCUUGUCUCUUCGACCCUGACCCGCUUUUCCGUCGUUUUCUUUUCCACUUCAAUCCUUUCUUUGAUGAAUUUCACUGGUUUACAUGUGGUGGCUUAUGCUUCCAUACCUUUGGCCAUAUUAUCACUCCUUCCAUUUUUAGCACUUUCUUUCAUUGCCAUUCCCCAGAUUGAUCCUAGCAGGUGGGUUGUUGUGAAUCAAGUUGGUAAGGACAAAGAAUGGAAACGCUUCUUUAAUUCCCUCUUAUGGAACUUGAAUAGUUGGGACAGUGUUAGUACUAUAGUUGGCGAGAUAAAAAAGCCAGAGCAAACUCUACCGAAAGCACUUGUCUCAUCCAUGGGGCUGACUUCUAUAGCUUACUUGAUACCUCUUCUGGCUUGCAUUGGAGCCAUAAAAAUUGACCUAGACGAUUGGAUCGACGGGUACUACGCCGUUAUAGCGGAGGAUAUUGCCGGGCCAUGGCUGAAAAGGAUGAUCAAACUCGGGUCGGUGAUAUCUGGCUGCGGACUCUUCCAAGCCCAACUGAGUAGCUGUUCCUACCAACUUCAAGGCAUGGCGGAUCUGGGAAUCCUGCCUCGGGUUUUCGGAAAAAGAUCGGCGUUUUUCGACACCCCGUGGGUCGGGAUCGUGCUCUCAACAUUCAUAGGCCUGGUCGUUUCCGCACUCCGACUUCAGAACCUGAGGAUCGCGGUGAAUUUCUUGUACAGCAUGGGAAUGUUUCUGGAGUUUGGCUCAUUUCUUUGGUUGAGAGUCAAGUUUCCUGAGGCGGCAAGGCCGUUCAAGGUUCCAGUAGGACUUUACGGCCUCAUAGCGAUGUGCUCAUUUCCGUGUGUUGUUCUGUUGUACUUGAUUUUCGUCGCUGGCCUAGGUGUUUAUUUGCUGUGUUCUGCGCUGACAUUGCUUGGGAUUGUUUUCUACUUUUUGAUGGGCGUUUUCAAGUCCAACAUGCUUCUUGACUUCAACAACAACGAGAAAAAGCUAGUGGAUGAUAAUAUGGGACAUUAUGAAAAAAUUGUGAAAUAAGGAGGACGAUUCUUAUAUUUUAGUGUGUCCAAACGAUAUAUUUGUGGCUAAUUGUGGUGAUGCAUGUUUAGUGAUUGGAAUAUAUAUAUAUAUAUAUAUACUGUGGAUGUACAUUAUAUAAAGCCUCUGAAAAUGUAGUGUCAUGAGUUUCUUAUGAUCUGCUUAUCUAUGUAUUUUUGUACGGGAAAUAAAUUAUUGUAAUCCAUCUUAUGAUAUAUAAGUACUACAUCCAAGACGCGAUAGUUUGUUUAACGUUCCUAA